Ilex paraguariensis (yerba mate) is the source of this 451-nucleotide messenger RNA. NCBI's taxonomy places the organism in Eukaryota, Viridiplantae, Streptophyta, Magnoliopsida, Aquifoliales, Aquifoliaceae. The record is from the annotation of a GenBank genome assembly.
CCAAUUACAAAACGGUUCGAACAGAGCUACGAAGGAGGAGGGUGCUUGAUCGAACUACGAGACGGAAUCAGAUUCAUCAGGCAGAAAAAAGUAAAAGGAAAAAAGAAUUUAUUUGAUAAUCUAUUGUUGUUCGGUGAUGAGUAAUUUCUACAAAUCAAUGUUGUUCAUGUUCUGGGCAAUUCUUUUGUGUUCUAAUGAAGUCCUCGCAAAAAAAUCUCGCAUCCCAAUCUCUGACAGUGAAGUUCGAGAAAUGAAAAACCAAUGCUAUGCAGACAUUGAAAGUGGAUUGUGGGGUAGGCAAUGCAAGUCUUCAACUGUAGCAAAGGAGAAUUGCGCUUUAAAGUGCCUAUCACCGGCUUGUUAUGAGCUUAUUUACGAGAGUGAUCCGUUGGAAGAAGGAGAGAAAGAUUAUACAAGGAGUCAAGAGUACAAGUACUCUAUGCACAGGUAA